CUCGCAGCACGCAGGAGUGGCCCCCGGCAUCCCUACCCUCCUCCCCACCCCCACGCCACCCGCUCACCAGCUCGGCCACUGCUCGCGCUGGCUCGGCCGCCGCCACCGCCGCUAACGCCGCCAACGCCACCACAGCUUCCUCCGCUGCGGGGCCAAAGCCUUGAGUGUCAUUCAAGGGACAGCACAACCUCACCCAAGCUCUCCUACCUCUGCCCAGCCGUCCCUCUCAUCCUCCCCCUUCCUCCGCCACACUCCAUCCAAAGAAGAGGGAAAGCGCGGAGCAGAGGGAGAGAAAGGCAAAGUCUGCCACCCUCUUCCCUUGGCCCCCUUGCUCCUCCAUCCCGAUUUUGACUCCCAGACCCUCCUUCCCAACGGACCCUCAGGAACUGAGGAGACUCACCCUACUGCCAUGUCCAAAAGCUUGAAAAAGAAAAGCCACUGGACUAGCAAAGUCCACGAGAGUGUCAUUGGCAGAAACCCGGAGGGCCAGCUGGGCUUUGAACUGAAGGGGGGCGCCGAAAACGGACAGUUCCCCUACCUGGGGGAGGUGAAGCCGGGCAAGGUGGCCUAUGAAAGCGGCAGCAAGUUGGUGUCCGAGGAGCUGCUGCUGGAGGUGAACGAGACCCCCGUGGCGGGGCUCACCAUCAGGGAUGUUCUGGCCGUGAUCAAACACUGCAAGGACCCCCUCCGGCUCAAGUGUGUCAAGCAAGGAGGAAUUGUUGAUAAGGAUCUUCGUCACUACCUCAACUUAAGAUUUCAGAAGGGUUCUGUUGACCACGAACUACAGCAAAUCAUCCGUGACAACCUCUACCUCCGCACAGUGCCAUGCACCACAAGGCCACAUAAGGAGGGUGAGGUCCCUGGAGUGGACUACAUUUUCAUAACCGUUGAGGACUUUAUGGAAUUGGAGAAAAGCGGUGCUCUCCUAGAAAGUGGGACCUAUGAAGACAACUAUUACGGCACUCCAAAGCCUCCAGCUGAACCAGCACCAUUAUUAUUAAAUGUAACAGACCAGAUACUCCCGGGAGCUACUCCAAGUGCUGAGGGGAAGCGGAAAAGAAAUAAGUCUGUGACCAACAUGGAGAAAGCAAGUAUAGAGCCACCGGAGGAGGAGGAGGAAGAAAGGCCUGUGGUCAACGGAAAUGGCGUCGUCAUAACACCAGAAUCCAGUGAACAUGAAGACAAAAGUGCAGGUGCCUCAGGGGAGACCCCCUCCCAGCCUUACCCUGCACCAGUGUACAGUCAGCCUGAAGAGCUCAAGGACCAGAUGGAUGAUACAAAGUCAACAAAGCCCGAGGAGAAUGAGGACUCCGACCCAUUGCCUGAUAACUGGGAAAUGGCCUACACAGAGAAGGGUGAAGUCUACUUCAUUGACCAUAACACAAAGACAACAUCAUGGCUGGAUCCACGACUUGCCAAAAAGGCUAAGCCUGCAGAGGAGUGCAAGGAAAAUGAGCUUCCAUAUGGCUGGGAAAAAAUCGAUGAUCCUAUAUAUGGCACUUACUAUGUCGACCACAUAAAUAGAAGAACACAGUUUGAAAACCCUGUCCUGGAAGCAAAAAGGAAGCUACAGCAACAUAACAUGCCCCACACAGAACUUGGAACAAAGCCCCUGCAGGCCCCAGGUUUCCGAGAAAAGCCACUCUUCACCCGGGAUGCAUCCCAGUUGAAGGGAACAUUCCUCAGCACCACCCUCAAAAAGAGCAACAUGGGCUUUGGGUUUACGAUCAUCGGUGGAGAUGAGCCGGACGAGUUUCUACAGGUGAAGAGUGUGAUCCCGGAUGGGCCCGCCGCACAGGAUGGGAAAAUGGAGACAGGUGAUGUCAUUGUCUAUAUUAAUGAAGUUUGUGUCCUUGGACACACUCAUGCAGAUGUUGUCAAACUUUUCCAGUCUGUUCCUAUUGGUCAGAGCGUCAACCUGGUGUUGUGUCGUGGCUACCCUUUGCCCUUUGAUCCUGAAGACCCUGCCAACAGCAUGGUGCCACCCCUUGCAAUAAUGGAGAGGCCACCUCCGGUGAUGGUCAAUGGAAGACAUAACUAUGAAACAUAUUUGGAAUACAUUUCUCGGACCUCACAGUCGGUCCCAGAUAUUACAGACCGGCCACCUCAUUCUUUGCACUCCAUGCCAGCUGAUGGCCAACUAGAUGGCACAUAUCCACCACCCGUCCACGAUGACAAUGUGUCUGUGGCUUCAUCUGGAGCCACUCAAGCUGAACUUAUGACCUUAACCAUUGUGAAAGGUGCCCAGGGAUUUGGCUUUACUAUUGCCGACAGUCCCACGGGACAGCGGGUGAAACAAAUACUUGACAUUCAGGGAUGCCCCGGGCUGUGUGAAGGAGACCUCAUUGUUGAGAUCAACCAACAGAAUGUACAGAACCUGAGCCAUACAGAAGUGGUGGAUAUACUUAAGGACUGCCCCGUCGGAAGUGAGACUUCUCUAAUCAUCCAUCGAGGAGGUUUCUUUUCUCCAUGGAAAACUCCAAAGCCUAUGGUGGACCGGUGGGAGAACCAAGGCAGCCCUCAAACAAGUUUAUCUGCUCCGGCCGUCCCACAGAGCCUGCCCUUCCCACCUGCCCUUCAUAGGAGCUCCUUUCCUGACUCAACAGAGGCCUUUGACCCACGGAAGCCUGACCCGUAUGAGCUCUACGAGAAAUCGAGAGCCAUUUAUGAAAGUAGGCCAUCCUGGAUCUGAGCAAAGCAGACGCCUCAACCACCGGCAUCUUCCUUUGCCAGCCCCCCAGGGAGCUUUGUAUCUCUCAGCAGCAGCAGCAGCAGCAGCAGCAGCAGCAGCAGCAGCAGCAGCAGCAGCAGCAGCAGCAAGAACAACAGUCCCUCCCACAGAGCCUGAGCCCACAGCAGUGCUAAGCCCACCCACCUCUGUGUCCAUCAACCCUCUAAGGUUUCAAGGUCACAGGCAGUGUUUUCAGGUCAUGCCCCUUGGGAAGCUCAUUUCCUCCCCUCCUGGGCUUCUCUUCCUCCUGGUUACUUCAUAACACUCAAUAAGGUGUGAAUGAAACCCAGAAACCACGUGAAGGUAAGAAAAACUCUGUCCCUGAAGGCAGGGGGAGCCUUGUGAGCACAGGCUUGUAUACUCACCACACAAGCAGGCAGCCUUUGGUCCUCUCUACCCUGCUCACUUCCAAAUACAAAAACGUUUCACUCUCACAUUUUUUAGAGGAAUGCAUUUUUUGGUUUAUUUAGACAGUCUCACAAAAUUGCCCAAGCUAACUUUAAACUGGCAGCCUCCCCCCUCAGCUUCCCAAACAGUUGUACUGCAUCGAUGCUAUGAAGUAGUAACUAAUAAUUGGAAAGCCCAGCCUAAGCCUCACCUUCACACAGGACUUUCAACGCAAUGAUCAGGAAGCACGUCAGGCCCAAAUAAAAGUCCAGACUUAACAAUUUCUCAUUGCAAAACCCCUCUGCACAUUCCUUUGAAUCGCUUCAAGUUUAGAUCCACCGUUGCUUCUGCCCGGAAGAUUCUUCCCGAGAGAAAACACAAUUGGUGAGAGAGGGGGGGAAAGUACAGACUAGAAUCCUACUCUGAUCAGGAGAACCCUUUGAAGUUUUCCCUGGUUUGGUACAGAUCCUGGUAUCCUCCCUUACAACCCUGCCAAGGACAUACCAAGAUUUUCACUUUCACACUUGGACUGGGUCACAGCCCCCAAACAGAAAGACGCUCCUCCGCCUACAAUCCUGAGCUCUGCAGAGCUCUAGAAGGUUUGGGGUCUGUACGUUUGUAUUUGGAUGCAAGUCACCGCUCCCCCUGCAAAUGACGGGAAUUUAUCAAAGGAUGUAAAUGCUGCCGAGCCUCAUUUGUCUCCUAAUUAGAUUAAGUUGACAGUUUGAUGUACGUGCACAGGACAUCUUAAUAAAGACGUGUUCCUUGGGGGAAACUGUGAUUUUAAACAAAGGCGGCCAUAGGCUAGUAGAACCCCAUGAAGCGGAGCCUGACAGGUGGGUAAUCUGAGAGGAAGCCAGCACCACCUCCCAUCUCCAGGAGAUGCUCUAAGAUGAGGAGACACCUUUAAAAAGGACAGAAAGGAAGAGCCUUCACCCACAGGCAGGCGCCGCCUUUCAUUUGAGAGCGCUGUGCCCAGAGAUGGCCCCCAAGGACCCGCAUCAAUCAGCAAGAAUGUACAAAGAAUGUGUGUCUAAAACUCUGGUAGGCACUCAAGAGAGAAAAUUCACACACACACACACACACACACACACACACACACACACACACACAAAUCUAAUUAGAAAAUUAAGGUGAAACACAUAGAGAAACAGUUUCUAAACGAGACUGCCUUGUGGAACACAGUAAAUGGUAACAUCGGGACUUGAAUGUGUGCAUUGGUACAGCAAAAAUAACUACGAAUGCUGGUGGUUUCCCAGCUUCCGUGUACAAGCCCACCUUGGCCCGUGGAUAAGCAUGCUAGGAUGGCCUUUCCGAUGAGCCUCAUUAAGGCAGGGGCUUUCUUUGCAAGCACAAAAGGAACAACUUAAGUAUCCAGUUUGCAAGCACUCCUAACGGUCGGCCAUGUCUGAGGUUUCCAACAGGGAGUGAGAAAGUUAUUCCAAAUAGCCCUUACUGCUUCAUCCCUCCCCACAUGUUCUGUGUGCAUGGUGCUAGCCUUGUUCCAACCCCGGAUUUCCCAAGGGAAAAUGGUUUUUGAUGAUAAAUAUAGUAAGAAAUAAGACCGUGUGGGGGUAACCUCAUCUGAGAGUUUCCUGGGCUGCCCUGGUCUUGAUGGUCCUGUUAUGGUUAUUAAUAGUGUCUCUGUCAUUCUCCAGAGGUCAGCCUUAUUUGAGUGAUGAGUCAUAUAAUUUUCAUUUACUGCACGGCCUAUUCAAGAACUAGCCUUCCUGACUAAGAAACGAGUAUUUCCAACGUACAGAUCCUGGCAAUAAGUUUUAGCAUUAAAACUAAGAAAAAUACUUAGUUCCUUAGUGAAGUAAUUUAUUUAACUAAUAAAGUUUUUUGCCUCUACAAGUUUUAUCUCUAAUCUUAGGAUGACUUUUGCGGUGGCUUGUUUCGGUAGUCAAAUCUCUGGUGAACGCCAUACCCCUGCCCCCUAUAACCUAGAAACCAUAGAUAUGUUCAGAUCUUAAACAUGUCGAACUUAAAUAGAGAACCAUUGGCGAGGAAGUCUUGCACAGUUAGUAUCAGGUCAUUCGAGUUCUUAACAACCAGGCUAAAUCCAAUUCAACACUGCAAUAACCCUGCACAGAAAGACACUUAAUCUUGCCCAUCUCUGCCCGAUAGGAAGGAUUGCAUCUAGAUAACAACAGAUGCCAAUCACUCGUCCUCCUCCUGGGGUUGGCAAGGCAACCUGAAGAACUUUCCCAGAGAAAGUGAGUGCUGCUCACUUCGGGCUCUUACAACGUAACACUCCCACUAUUCUAAGGAAGCUUGACAGCUGAGGAAAGGAGAGGCCUGUCUUAUUACCUCGUUUUUCCUAAGGCCAGGUUUAGUCCAAGAGUUUAGCUUUUCAGUAUUAAGUUGUAGGGAGAUUUCCUGAACCCACUCCAAAAUGCAGCUGAAGCAGAAGAGGGUCUAACCUGGAAUAGCGAAUGAAAAGCUUCAUCCCUUGACACUCUCCCUCACUGCCUGUCCCUUGCUCUGAAGCAGAAGGGACUCACCGCGAAGGUGGUGCCAAACUUGUUCGUCUCUUCGCAUUGAACCUUGGUUACUCUAAAUAGUCAUUUAAGAAGUUCAACCCGUCCACGCUCCUCUGUGAUAUCACUCAAGAGUAUGACCAUGGACAUGUCAAGGGCCCGUCUCUCUGAUGACUCUGAAGGUGGAACAUCUUUAAAAGCGGAAGUUCUCUGGAGUCUCUCCAGGAAGAGCUCACAACCAUUGACUUUUCUUUCCAGAAAUUAGAAACCAUAAUAAACCACCUGGGUCUCCCUGGCAAAGCAGCCACCAGAGGUGCCCACAGGUCACAGCCUAGUGGAGAUGCAAGGGUUUUUUCAGUAGCGCCCCCAAAAUGAAAUUAUAAUCUGUAACAGAUCAAGGUAGACAAACGUGUCUGCCACACUAUGGCUUCUCCCCUUCCCUUUGGUCAUUCAUUCUUGAGCUGUCCUAGUGCACACACAGCUCAUUUUCUUGGCAGACAAGUACUUAUAUUUCCCAAGGGUAAGUUCCUUCUUUGUUAUUAGUCAACAACGGGUGGAGUUUGCAAUGCCCCUUAUCCUAAUCAAAGAGUCAUUAGGCAAAAUGACGCCACCUACCACAGUACACUCCCAGAGACUCAGGAAAGUGAUCUUGGAGUGGCUGCAUCACACAAGGCAGUAACUUUCCCCAGCACUCAGAAUGAGAGGCCUCAAGCACAUGGGAGUCCUUCACUUGAGCUGGCCUGACCCCACCACCCCUUCUCCACAGGAUACAAUGCUUGAUACUGCAUCCUGGAAAGGACCGGUGUGUGGAGGGCUCUAAUGCAGGCAGGUAUUUAAGUAACCGUAAGAGUGAACCCAGGGAGCACACUUGCACCUGAACAUGGGCCUUACCCCUCGUCCACUGCCUAGACAGUGAUGCUGUUCCGCACCCUUAAUUAAAUUACCUCUCCUAUGUGUUCUCUUAAGAACAAUCUUAUUUUAGUAAACUAUUAAAAUAAGAUGAGAUGUUAAAAGUGUUCAGACACUUUUACCUGCAGCUUAACAUUGGAAUCAUAAGACGAGUGAAAAUAUAGUACAUUAUAAUUUUAAUACCCUCAACUGUACUAUAAAUGCAAAUUUUUUCUCUGCCUUUUAUCACUGUAUUCUUGGAGUGAUUUAUGUUUAUGAUUUGACCCAUGGGGGGGAAACUGUCUUUUAGUUGGCACUUCUAAUAUACCACUUUGCCUUUGUAACAUUUUGGAAAAUGAGAUCGAUGAGUCCAUUAAAGCUGUGUUUGCCACUUUUGAUACAUAGAUCUUGAUUAGUUCGGAAAUGUGAUCUCAAAAAUGGUAUCUUUAGGAAGCUGUCUAGAAAACUUUGAUAUAUCUUUAUAUCUAUCGGCUUCCUUGUAGACUAAGAAACCACCACGACGUGAGCUGGUGAUAGACACUAAGAGAAACGCGCUACAGCACAGCUUCUCGGAUUUGCAAGAUUAGAUAUAAUGUCGUGGUUUGUGAAUUUAUUCUACUCAGUAAUUUAGAGCUUGGUGCUUCUGUAGUUAGAUGAAGGGUGGAAGAGUAGAAAACAGUGAAAACUAGGACCAAAACGUAGUCCUUAUGUGAGAGUUCUUUAGUGUCAAGCGUAUGUUAGUGCAGAUUCCCUGUGUAACCCAAAA
Molecule: messenger RNA, 7255 nt
Organism: Rattus norvegicus (Norway rat)
Lineage: Eukaryota; Metazoa; Chordata; Mammalia; Rodentia; Muridae
Source: RefSeq, a predicted model, not a curated record